AUCGAUUUUUUCCCCCUUUUUUUUUUGGUGCUUCAGAGAAAGGAUUCAGAGAUCUACCCUUGUCCUCAAUCACCAUCGCCAUGGGGCUUCUAAGCAUCAUCAGGAAAAUCAAGAAGAAGGAGAAGGAGAUGCGCAUUCUCAUGGUCGGCUUGGACAACUCCGGAAAGACCACAAUCGUCCUCAAGAUCAAUGGCGAGGAUACCAGCGUCAUCAGCCCCACCCUUGGCUUCAACAUCCGCACAAUCAGGUACCAGAAGUACUCUCUCAACAUCUGGGAUGUUGGCGGCCAGAAGACCAUUCGCUCCUACUGGCGCAACUAUUUCGAGCAGACUGAUGGGCUUGUUUGGGUCGUUGAUAGCUCAGAUGUGCGUAGGCUUGCUGAUUGUCGGAUGGAGUUGCAUAAUCUCUUGAAAGAAGAGAGACUAUCAGGAGCUUCUUUGUUGGUCUUUGCGAACAAGCAGGAUAUACAGGGUGCCCUUAAACCAGAGGAAAUAGUUAAGAUUCUAAAUUUGGAUGCCAUGGACAAAACCCGACACUGGAAAAUUGUGGGUUGCAGUGCCUACACAGGGGAGGGAUUACUUGAGGGUUUUGAUUGGCUAGUUCAGGACAUCGCUUCCCGGAUUUACAUGCUAGAUUGAUCUCACAGGUUAUGCCAAGUAGCUUGUUUGUUCUUGUACCAUCACUCAGAGAGAUCAGAAGAUUCCGAACUAGAUCUAGACAUCGUGAAACUAUUUUCACAAGGCUUUGAAGGGAAAGGAACUGGCUUCCAUUAGCAAUGAUACAAGCGCAGCUGAUACUCAGUGGCUUAUUAUCAACUUUCUGUUCGGAAAUUACUCACUUCUGUUCCAUAUUUUUCAAGAACUGCAACUUGAAUUUCUUUAACAUGUUAUUGUUUAAUGGAAAUUGAUCAGUCUCCCUGGAUGUAUAGUUAACUGAAUUCCACUGCUUUCUCAUGUUUUGAUUUUUAAUUUUAUUGGAUUUAAGCUUCUUUCUC
Molecule: messenger RNA, 994 nt
Organism: Dioscorea cayenensis subsp. rotundata (Guinea yam)
Lineage: Eukaryota; Viridiplantae; Streptophyta; Magnoliopsida; Dioscoreales; Dioscoreaceae
Product: ADP-ribosylation factor-like protein 2
Exons: 4
Coding region: 81-638 (185 amino acids)
Biological process (GO): protein folding
Cellular component (GO): cytoplasm; microtubule cytoskeleton
Molecular function (GO): GTPase activity; GTP binding
Source: RefSeq, a predicted model, not a curated record